Trifolium pratense (red clover) is the source of this 462-nucleotide messenger RNA. RefSeq names its product heat stress transcription factor A-5-like. Lineage: Eukaryota; Viridiplantae; Streptophyta; Magnoliopsida; Fabales; Fabaceae. The record is from RefSeq and is a predicted model, not a curated record. The transcript is spliced from 2 exons. The coding region runs from base 1 to 462 and encodes 153 amino acids. Gene Ontology annotation, cellular component: nucleus. Gene Ontology annotation, biological process: regulation of transcription by RNA polymerase II. Gene Ontology annotation, molecular function: DNA-binding transcription factor activity; RNA polymerase II cis-regulatory region sequence-specific DNA binding.
AUGGAAGUUGCUCUGCUCUCUUCAUUUGUCGUUGACGAAGGAGAUUUGGCUGCGUUUCUUGUGAAGACAUAUGACAUUGUGAACGAUCCCAACACAAACGAGAUUGUUUCAUGGAGCUCUACCAACAACAGCUUCGUUGUUUGGAACCCGACUGAAUUUGCUCGUGGAUUUCGAAAAAUACAUGAUGGGCAAUGGGAGUAUGCUAAUGAAAAUUUUAUAAAAGAUCAAAAACAUCUUCUGAAGAACAUACAACGUAAGGACAGUCAUCAUCCUCGAGAUUAUGAUGAACUAAUAGAGAAAAUCAACAAUCAUCAAAAGAGAACAAAUCUUCGCAUCGAACGUUUUCAGCAACGAUUGGAUGCUAUGGAGACCAUGCAGAAAAAUUUGAUGAACUUAUUUGAGAAAGCUAUUCAGAAUCCUUCUUUUGUUGGUCAACUUUCUGACAAAUUUGCAUCAGGUUGA